Messenger RNA from Tupaia belangeri chinensis (Chinese tree shrew), 4514 nucleotides. It is a transcript of the gene ARHGEF10L, whose product is annotated as Rho guanine nucleotide exchange factor 10 like. The transcript is spliced from 29 exons. Gene Ontology annotation, biological process: SREBP signaling pathway; actin cytoskeleton organization; positive regulation of stress fiber assembly. Gene Ontology annotation, molecular function: protein binding; guanyl-nucleotide exchange factor activity. NCBI's taxonomy places the organism in Eukaryota, Metazoa, Chordata, Mammalia, Scandentia, Tupaiidae. The record is from RefSeq and is a predicted model, not a curated record. The coding region runs from base 192 to 4028 and encodes 1278 amino acids. Gene Ontology annotation, cellular component: cytosol.
GUACCUGACUUCUGGGCUCCUGCUUGCGCUGCCAGCUGUUGUGACAGACGGGACCUUUCCCACCAGUGGGGCCUGCCGUCUCUGGCUGUGGGGCCCCCAUCUCUGGCACCCCCUCCCUGAGGACUGCAGUUGGGCACACAGAAUUCAGGCGAGCGGCUGGGACAGUGCUGGCCUGAGCUGGACCUUGUCUGAUGGCUUCCUCCAACCCUCCACAGCCUGCUGUAGGAGAUCAGCUGGUUCCCAGAGCCCCAGGCCCCUCCCCCGAGGCAGAUGACGACCCAGGAGAGGCCUUUGAGUUUGACGACAGUGAUGAUGAAGAGGACACCAGCACAGGCCUGGGCGGUCCCAGUCUUGCUCCUGAGGGGGACACAGACCCCCCGCUGAUCCACUUUGACUCCGCCCUUGCCACGGACCCAGACCCAGCUGCCGCACCGCCCCAGACAGAGGUGCCGGCCGUGGUGAGCAAUGGGGAUGCCGUGGAUGCAGCUUUCCCAGGGGUCCGGCGCUCUAGCUGGAAGAGGAAGAGCUCCCGUCGCAUCGACCGGUUCACUUUCCCGGCCCUGGAAGAAGAUGUGAUCUAUGACGACGUCCCCUGCGAGAGCCCGGAUGCCCAUCAGCCUGGAGUGGAGAGAAGCCUGCUGUACGAGGAUGUGCACCGGGACGGCGUGCCUCGGGAGGCGGAGGACCUAGGCUGGAGCUCCAGCGAGUUCGAGAGCUACAGCGAGGACUCCGGAGAGGAGGCCAAGCCGGAGGCAGAGCCUGCCAAGCACCGAGUGUCCUUCCAGCCCAAGCUUUCUCCAGACCUGACUAGGCUAAAGGAGAGAUACGCCAGAACUAAGCGAGACAUCUUGGCUUUAAGAGUUGGGGGGAAAGACAUGCAGGAGCUGAAGCACAAGUACGAUUGUAAGAUGACCCAGUUCAUGAAGGCCGCCAAGAGCGGGACCAAGGACGGCCUGGAGAAGACGAGGAUUGCCGUCCUGCGCAAGGUCUCCUUCCUGCACAGGAAAGACGUCCUCGGUGACUCAGAGGAAGAGGACAUGGGGCUCCUGGAGGUCAGCGUUACAGAUAUCAAGCCCCCAGCCCCCGAGCUGGGCCCCAUGCCCGACGGCCUGAGCCCUCAGCAGGUGGUCCGGAGGCACAUCCUGGGCUCCAUCGUACAGAGUGAAGGCAGCUACGUGGAGUCUCUGAAGCGGAUCCUCCAGGAUUACCGCAACCCCCUGAUGGAGAUGGAGCCCAAGGCGCUGAGCGCCCGCAAGUGCCAGGUGGUGUUCUUCCGCGUGAAGGAGAUCCUGCACUGCCACUCCAUGUUCCAGAUCGCCCUGUCUUCCCGCGUGGCCGAGUGGGACUCCACCGAGAAGAUCGGGGACCUCUUCGUGGCCUCGUUCUCCAAGUCCAUGGUGCUAGACGUGUACAGCGACUAUGUCAACAACUUCACCAGCGCCAUGUCCAUCAUCAAGAAGGCCUGUCUCACCAAGCCCGCCUUCCUCGAAUUCCUCAAGCGGCGGCAGGUGUGCAGCCCAGACCGCGUCACCCUCUACGGGCUGAUGGUGAAGCCCAUCCAGAGGUUCCCGCAGUUCAUCCUCCUGCUUCAGGACAUGCUGAAGAAUACUCCCAGGGGCCACCCUGACAGGCUGUCGCUGCAGCUGGCCCUCACCGAGCUGGAGACGCUGGCUGAGAAGCUCAACGAGCAGAAGCGGCUGGCUGACCAGGUGGCAGAGAUCCAGCAGCUGACCAAGAGCGUCAGUGACCGCAGCAGCCUCAACAAGCUGUUGACCUCAGGCCAGCGGCAGCUGCUUCUGUGUGAGACGUUGACAGAGACCGUGUAUGGUGACCGUGGGCAGCUGAUCAAGUCCAAGGAGCGCCGGGUCUUCCUGCUCAAUGACAUGCUGGUCUGUGCCAACAUCAACUUCAAGCCUGCCAACCACAGGGGCCAGCUGGAGAUCAGCAGCCUGGUGCCCCUGGGGCCCAAGUACGUGGUGAAGUGGAACACGGCGCUGCCCCAGGUGCAGGUGGUGGAGGUGGGCCAGGAGGGCGGGGCCUACGACAAGGACAACGUGCUCAUCCAGCACGCCGGCGCCAAGAAGGCCUCCGCGGCAGGGCAGGCCCAGAAUAAGGUGUACCUCGGCCCCCCACGCCUGUUCCAGGAGCUGCAGGACCUGCAGAAGGACCUGGCCGUGGUGGAGCAGAUUACGCUCCUCAUCAGCACACUGCAUGGCACCUACCAGAACCUGAACAUGACCGUGGCUCAGGACUGGUGCCUGGCCCUGCAGAGGCUGAUGCGGGUGAAGGAGGAGGAAAUCCACUCGGCCAACAAGUGUCGCCUCCGGCUCCUACUUCCUGGGAAACCCGACAAGUCUGGCCGCCCCAUCAGCUUCAUGGUGGUCUUCAUCACCCCCAAUCCCCUGAGCAAGAUUUCCUGGGUCAACAGGUUACAUUUGGCCAAAAUCGGACUCCGCGAGGAGAACCAGCCAGGCUGGCUGUGUCCGGAUGAGGAUAAGAAGAGCAGAGCCCCGUUCUGGUGCCCGAUCCUCGCCUGCUGCGUCCCUGCCUUCUCUUCCCGGGCCCUCAGCCUGCAGCUUGGCGCCCUGGUCCACAGUCCUGUCAGCUGCCCCCUGCUGGGCUUCUCAGCAGUCAGUACCUCUCUUCCACAGGGCUACCUCUGGGUCGGGGGCGGGCAGGAGGGUGCAGGGGGCCAGGUGGAGAUCUUCUCCCUGAACCGGCCCUCACCCCGCACUGUGAAGUCCUUCCCGCUGGCAGCCCCUGUGCUCUGCAUGGAGUACAUCCCGGAGCCUGAGGAGGAGGCAGAGAGUGGCGACGAGAGCCGGACGGCUGCUGACCCCUCGGCUGCGGUGCAUCCAACCAUCUGCCUCGGGCUGCAGGAUGGCAGCAUCCUGUUCUACGGCAGCGUGGACACCGGCACCCAGUGCCUGGCGACCUGCAGGAGCCCAGGCCUGCAGCCCGUGCUCUGCCUGCGGCACAGCCCCUUCCACCUGUUUGCCGGCCUGCAGGACGGGACGCUCGCCGCCUACCCUCGGAGCAGCGGAGGAGUCCCGUGGGACCUGGAGCGCCCUCCCGUGUGCCUGACCGUGGGGCCGGGGCCUGUCCGCACCCUGCUCAGCCUGGAGGACGCCGUGUGGGCCAGCUGUGGGUCUCGGGUCACCGUCCUGGAUGCCACCACCGUGCAGAUUCAGCAAAGCUUCGAGGCGCACCAGGAUGAGGCGGUGAGCGUGACGCACAUGGUGAAGGCAGGCAGCGGUGUGUGGAUGGCCUUCUCCUCCGGCUCCUCCAUCCGCCUCUUCCACACGGAGACCCUGGAGCAUCUGCAGGAGAUCAACAUUGCCACCAGGACCACCUUCCUCCUGCCAGGCCAGAAGCACUUGUGUGUCACCAGUCUCCUGAUCUGCCAGGGUCUGCUCUGGGUGGGCACCGACCAGGGGGUCAUCGUCCUGCUGCCCGUGCCCCGGCUGGAAGGCAUCCCCAAGAUCACAGGGAAAGGCAUGGUGUCACUCAAUGGCCACUGCGGUCCUGUGGCCUUCCUGGCGGUGGCUACCAGCAUCUUGGCCCCCGACAUCCUGCGGAGCGACCAGGAAGAGGCUGAGGGCCCGCGGGCCGAGGAGGACAAGCCAGAUGGGCCGGCUCAUGAGCCAGUGCCGGCACCCGACAGCCAAACAGGCCGAGAGCUGACCCGCAAGAAGGGCAUCCUCCUGCAGUACCGCCUGCGCUCCACCGCCCACCUGCCCGGCCCGCUGCUCUCCGUGCGGGAGCCCGCGCCCAGCGACAGCUCAGCCCUGGAGCACAGCGAGGAGGACGGCUCCAUCUACGAGAUGGCCGACGACCCCGACGUCUGGGUGCGCAGCCGGCCCUGCGCCCGCGACGCCCACCGCAAGGAAAUCUGCUCCAUGGCCAUCAUCUCUGGCGGGCAGGGCUACCGCAACUUUGGCAACGCCCUGGGCGGGGGCGGGAGGCCAGCCCCAUGUGGGGAGACAGACAGCACCCUCCUCAUCUGGCAGGUGCCAUUGACGCUAUAGCCCCCUCCCCAGAGGUACAGCUGCAGGCCUGCCUGAGUUGAGCCUCCAGGGCGCCGGUCCUCCAGGGACCUGCGCGGGGCUGGACCGAUCCACCUGGACCUACAGACUGUAUUCUCCAGUACCUACUUGGGCAGAAUGGAGGAAACCUCUUCUUAAAGAAAAAAAGGUUUAGAGUGUUUCGGAGAGGGGUCUUACGGUUUGGGGAGAGGGAGGACGCAUCUGGAGGAAAUUGCCUUCUUUUUAAAAGCAAAAAACACAAAACCUCACAACUGCCUGGUGAGCCCAGUACCACUCGUCCGGGCCCAAGCGGGGCUCCAAGGCGGCCACGCGCCCCUCCUGGAAGGAUGUGUGCGUGUGAGUAUAUGAGCGUGUGGGCUGGUGUGUGAAUAUAUAUAAAUACGUAUAUAUGGUGUAUAUUAUAUGUGUAUAAAUAAAGUCUGUACAUAUUGGAGCUCUGGGAGAGGCUGGAAUAAAGGGCGAGAGUCA